AUGGGUCGUCAUGGAAUGAGCAUUGAUCCACGCCAUGUAAUGUUGCUUGGUGAUAUUAUGACAUAUAAGGAAAAAGUAUUAGGGAUUCACCGGUUUGGUAUUUCUAACAUGAAGAGUAGUGUUUUGAUGUUAGCUUCAUUCGAAAAGACUACGGAUCAUCUUUUUGAUGCUGCGUUACAUAGUAAACGUGAUUGUCUAGAAGGCGUUAGUGAGUCUAUUAUUAUGGGAAUGCCCAUGCAACUUGGAACUGGAUUGUUUAAGUUAAUAAGAAAAUCUCAGUAUGGUGAAGAAAAACCUCCAAGAAGGAA
Messenger RNA from Scutellospora calospora, 308 nucleotides. The record is from the annotation of a GenBank genome assembly. NCBI's taxonomy places the organism in Eukaryota, Fungi, Glomeromycota, Glomeromycetes, Diversisporales, Gigasporaceae.